AUGAGAUGGGAGAACUUCUGCCAGGUCCUGCGUCCGUUCCGAGAACCCGCUGGAGACGGCAUAGUCUGGCCAGUGGCAGAGGGAUGCGACCAAUAUACGCUCACGACGGAGCAACUCGCCCAGAAAGCUGAGAAACGCGCCCGCAGCCGUCUGUACGAAAUCGUCGAGCCCUUCUCCGGCUGGUGGUUCCCCUGUACGAAGGGCGUCUGCGUCUGCUGUCAUCCGCCCUGCACCGACGAGCCACGUCUGCCACUGAGGGUCGGGCAGGAGGUGGUCGUUACGAGGUGGAAGAGGUACUGGCUCUACGGAGAAAGGAAAACUAGCUCAUCCACCCUUCCUUCUCCUCCUCCUCCUUUAUCAUCAUCUCCUCUUCCUUCUUCUUCUUCCUCGUUAUCAUCACCUCCUCCUCUUCCUCCUCCUUCUUCCUCCUCUUCCUCUUCAGCAACUCGUCACCGCGGUUGGUUUCCGAGAAGAUGUGCCGUCCAGGUCAUGUACGAGGGGAAGAAGACGCGAUAAGGGAUAAAGGAGGGAAGUGGGAGAAACUGCAAUAAAAGAGGAAAUGGAGAAACGGUAAUAAUGGAGGAGAUAGAGGGAGGAAGUGAUAAAGGAAGGAGAUAAAGGGAGAGAGUGAUAACGGAGGAAAGAAUAAGGGAUAAAGGAGGGAAGUGGGAGAAACUGCAAUAAAAGAGGAAAUGGAGAAACGGUAAUAAUGGAGGAGAUAGAGGGAGGGAGUGAUAAAGGAAGGAGAUAAAGGGAGAGGGGAUAAAGGAGGGAAGUGGGAGAAACUGCAAUAGAGGAGGAGAUAGAGGGAGAGAGUGAUAAAGAAAGGAGGUGGAGGGAGGGAGUGAUAAAGGAAGGAGAUGGAGGGAGAGAGGGAUAAAGUAGGGAAGAAGACACAAUAAAGGAUAAAGGGUGGAAGAGAAUAGUAAAGGAAGGAAAUGGGAUAAUCGAAGAUGAAGGAGGAGAUGGAGAGAGGGAGUGAUAAAGGGAGGAAGUGGGAGAAACUGCAGUAAAGGAGGAGAUGGAGGGAGAGAGUGAUAAAGGAAGGAAGUGAGAUAAUCAAAGAUAAAAGAAGGAGACAGAGGGAGAGAGAGUGAUAAAGGAGGGAAGUGAGAUAAUCAAAGAUAAAAGAAGGAGACAGAGGGAGAGAGAGUGAUAAAGGAGGGAAGUGAGAUAAUCAAAGAUAAAAGAAGGAGAUGGAGGAAAGGAAGAAAAGAAGUAAAUAAGAGGAAUAAUGAAAUGUAGAAGAAGGAAGAGGAGGAAAAGGAAAAGAGAAAGAGAAAGAAGGAGAAAGAGGAAGAGGAAGAAAAGAGAAAGAAAGAAAAAGAAAGAGAGGAAGAGGAGGAAAUUGAAUAAGGAAAUAAGGAAGAGAAGAGAGAGAAUGGUAGAGGAGGAGGAAAAAGAGAAAGAGAGAGAAAGAAAGAGAGAGAGAGGAGAAAAGAGAGAAAGAGGAAUGGAGAAAGUAAGAGAAAGAGAAAGAAAGGAGGACAUAGGAGAGAGAACAAUGAGGUGGAGGAAGAGAAAGAGAAAGAGA
This is a messenger RNA of Penaeus indicus, 1534 nucleotides long. RefSeq names its product palmitoyltransferase ZDHHC6-like. The transcript has 4 exons. Lineage: Eukaryota; Metazoa; Arthropoda; Malacostraca; Decapoda; Penaeidae. Bases 1 to 516 code for a protein of 171 amino acids. The record is from RefSeq and is a predicted model, not a curated record.